Molecule: messenger RNA, 1113 nt
Organism: Pseudogymnoascus verrucosus
Lineage: Eukaryota; Fungi; Ascomycota; Leotiomycetes; Thelebolales; Thelebolaceae
Exons: 5
Coding region: 1-1113 (370 amino acids)
Biological process (GO): protein phosphorylation
Molecular function (GO): protein kinase activity
Source: RefSeq, a predicted model, not a curated record
AUGGAUACCCGCGAAAGGCCUUUUGGAGGCAGUGAAUGUGUUAUCGUCGUUCUCAAAGACGAGGAAGGAUCGAAAUGGGCAGUCCGGUUCCCAUUACAAUUCCGAGCGUUUCCAGAGCACGUCGUGUUGACGGCGAAAAGAGAGGCGGAACUACGUCUGGCUAUUGAGAAAUCUGGGAUUGCAAGAAUGACGAGGAUGAAGGCCUUUAGUGCAACAUUCGACAAUCCUGCACAGUUUCCUUUCAUCGUUUCGGAGUGGGUGGAGGGAACUCAAUUGCGGUGGACGGAAUCCUUUCCUGAGCUACCACAACGGGAUAAAAAUAUACGGCCACUUCAUGUCACAACCCUUAUAAAUCGCAAAAUCAAACGAGCUGAGAACAACAAACUUCCUGGAGCAGCGGUCAGCGAGUGCCUCGAUCAACAGAGUCUAAUCGCAGAGUACCUCAUACCAGACCUCGAUGAUCCCCCCUGCGUCCUCGUCCACGGUGACCUGACGACUGAAAACGUUAUCGUGGAUGAGGACUUUAACGUCAAAGCUAUCAUCGACCUCGGAUUCGCAGAGAUCAUCCCACUGCAAUUCUCAGCAUGUUUCCCCAACUUCCUAACACACGAAUUCGAAUCAUUACACGAACCUUUCGAAGCCAAACACGGAAGUGAGACCGAUGGACCGUUGGUUUGGCGGUCAAAGAAUACAGAGGUUAUGCGAAGGGAUCGGGAAUUCUACUUGCGAUGUGUUGAGGAAUUCUCUCGUGGAGAUCCGAUGCUGGAGGCGUAUUACGAGUUAUUAGCUGCGGAGGAUGAGAUCAAGAGAUACCGGUGGAUUAUGGCGGCGACAAAGCUGAAGAACAAGAAGCUGGCGGCAAAGGUAAAGGAAUUAGAAGAGACACGUGAGAAUCAAAAGGCAAGACUGACCACCCUGACCGAUUCGGUGCUGUCGCGCGCCAACAAGCGCGAGUAUGUCGCAAAUGAGAGAUUUCUCAACCUUAACCUUGUGUCUGCCGUUGCCGACAUCCUCCCACGAUUUGCGAACGAGGACUUGAUCAAAAAUGGCAAUGCCGGGGUUAUGAACGACACAUACCGAGACUGCGUCCAACGCCUGGAAUUCACUCACUGA